This is a messenger RNA of Mercurialis annua (annual mercury), 1132 nucleotides long. Its product is annotated as ubiquitin-conjugating enzyme E2 22. The record is from RefSeq and is a predicted model, not a curated record. NCBI's taxonomy places the organism in Eukaryota, Viridiplantae, Streptophyta, Magnoliopsida, Malpighiales, Euphorbiaceae. The transcript is spliced from 7 exons. Bases 226 to 1002 code for a protein of 258 amino acids.
UGGACAUUUUAUUUUGAAAAAAUUGAAAAGGAAAACUGUGCAAUUUUGAAAUUUUCUGUCCGUGUCAUCAAUCAUUCACUCUCCUCGCUCUCCAUGUAUCUGCAAUAAUAAGGUCGCCUCAUCAAAGCUGCCAAUACCAGCUUGAGUCAAGGUUUUUGGCACAUUGUUCCUUAGCAUUCUAAUAGAAGCAACAAGCUCUUGCAAGGGACUAUUUGCUCUCUAACCAUGGCAACAAAUGAAAAUCUUCCACCCAAUGUGAUCAAGCAACUUGCAAAGGAAUUGAAGAAUCUUGAUGAAUCUCCACCUGAGGGUAUUAAAGUAGGAGUAAAUGAUGACGAUUUUUCAACCAUUUAUGCUGAUAUUGAAGGCCCAGCUGGGACGCCUUAUGAAAAUGGAGUUUUUCGCAUGAAGCUGCUAUUGUCCCGUGACUUCCCCCACUCUCCUCCAAAAGGUUACUUUUUGACAAAGAUUUUCCAUCCAAACAUUGCAACCAAUGGUGAGAUUUGUGUCAAUACGCUAAAAAAGGACUGGAAUCCAAGUCUUGGCUUACGGCAUGUUCUUAUUGUAGUGAGAUGCUUGUUGAUUGAACCGUUCCCAGAAUCUGCUUUAAAUGAACAGGCUGGCAAGAUGCUGCUUGAGAAUUACGAUGAGUAUGCUAGACAUGCUAAGCUGUACACUAGUAUCCACGCCAAACCAAAACCCAAGUUCAAGUCGGGAGCUAUUUCGGAAUCAACAACGGCUCUGAAUGUUGAUCAAAGUAAUAUCUCAAUUAUGAGCAGUGAGCAGAAGAAUGCUGCAAUAGCAUUGCCGGCUGCAUUGGGGCCUUGCACAGCAGCCUCGAAAGGAGGAAAUAGUCAAGAACAGGAGACAGGUGGUGGAUCGGUGGCAGUGGCAGCGGCAGCUGCAUUAAUAGCUAGUCAAAAGAAAGAAGGUGGGGCAGCUAAAGCUCUGGCAGACAAGAAAAAAAUGGAUGCAAGAAAGAAGAGCUUGAAGAGAUUAUGAUGGAUGGCAAGUUUAUGUAUGUUGUUUAUGAGUCCUAUGGACAAGUUGUGGAUUUAAUUAAUCAAAACUGAAUCCUCUGUAUUGCAUUUGCAUUUUGAUUUCAGAAAAUGAAAAACUAGAAUUGUGACCA